Molecule: messenger RNA, 963 nt
Organism: Rasamsonia emersonii CBS 393.64
Lineage: Eukaryota; Fungi; Ascomycota; Eurotiomycetes; Eurotiales; Trichocomaceae
Product: Nuclear protein SNF4
Exons: 4
Coding region: 1-963 (320 amino acids)
Source: RefSeq, a predicted model, not a curated record
AUGGCGGACGAAGAGUCUGUGAACUGUCGACCACACACCCCCACGGACGGAGCCAGCGCUGCUGCUGCCCCGGACGGCACCGCCCUGGACCACCACCACGACGACGACAAAGACAACGCCCCCGUCGGCCGCAGCAACAGCAGCAGCAGCAGCAGCGGUGGGAAGGUUUCCAACCGCUCCCGCGCUGCUGGUGUCGUCGCCCCAGCUGGUCACGAGGGGGGUUUUGUGCAGCCGGCCUCUUACCUGCGGCCCCGAGGCCUUUCUCAUCCAAUGACGCCUGUGCAGCCCGAGAGGGCGAUUGACAGGGACGAGCGAUUGGGCUUGGCACUGGGUGUAGCCCCUCCUGAAACCAUCUCCAUCGAUCCGGAACGGCCGCUCUAUGAAGCUUGUCGCCGAAUGCUCUCGUCCCGCGCUCGGAGAAUACCUCUUGUAUCGAACGACAGUCAGACCGAUCGACAGCUGGUAGUCAGCGUCGUCACUCAAUACCGAAUUCUCAAGUUCGUGGCGGUCAACGUUGGGGAAACGCAGAAGCUGCGGAAGCCCUUGAAAGAGAUCCGGCUGGGUACCUAUCAUGACAUCGUAACGGCAUCCAUGGACACACCCGUCAUUGACGUGAUUCACAAGCUCGUCGAGCGCAGUAUAUCCAGCGUACCAAUCGUAAACUCAGAAGGCAUCGUAUACAAUGUUUUUGAAGCGGUCGAUGUGAUCACGCUGAUCAAAGGCGGCGUGUAUGAUGACUUGAACCUUAGCGUAGGAGAGGCGUUGAAGAAGCGCUCACCUGACUUUCCUGGAAUUUAUACCUGCUCGAUUAACGAUGGCCUUGACACCAUUUUUGACACCAUCCGCAAGUCUCGGGUUCACCGGUUGAUUGUGGUUGAUGACCACUUCCGCCUCAUCGGUGUUCUCACGCUGAGUGAUAUUCUGCAGUAUAUUCUUCUCGAAGGCGAGAAUGAAGAGUGGUAA